This is a messenger RNA of Micromonas pusilla CCMP1545, 648 nucleotides long. RefSeq lists its product as uncharacterized. The transcript is spliced from 2 exons. The coding region runs from base 1 to 648 and encodes 215 amino acids. Lineage: Eukaryota; Viridiplantae; Chlorophyta; Mamiellophyceae; Mamiellales; Mamiellaceae. The record is from RefSeq and is a predicted model, not a curated record.
AUGACGACGUCCGGGGGCUCGGUGUCGUGGCCCGGCGUCGGCUGCGUCGCCGUCGGCUACCUGUUCGGCCGCCAGGAGCGCGAGUGCAAGCGCGAGGUCGACCGCCUGCGGAACAUCCCGCGCUACACCGACUUCGCCGCGCUCGAGCGCGACGUCUCCGAGCUCGCCGCCGGCGCCGGCGACCCGAACGCUGGGCUCCUCGUCGCGCUCAGCGGCGUCGCGCGCGCGGACGACGCGGACCUCGUGCGAUGCGACCGCGCGAAGGACGAGCGCGGGAACCCGCGCCGGUGCAUCUACCUCGAGUCCACGGACGACCAUCACGUCGCGCGGCAAGCCCCGCGAGGCGGCGAGUGGCUCCGCGAGUCGCAGACCGUGAGCGCGACGCAGCGAGAGGCAGCCGCGUGGCGACUGGAAGACGCGCGCGGCGAUCGCGUCAACAUGCACCGCGCGUCGUCGUUCGACCAGCGAAGCGACGCCGCCGUCGCGGGGGACUGGCACCUCGCCGUCGCGCACGACUCGUUCGAGCAGGCGCGGAGAGACCCGGUCGCGGAUAACGGCUCCCCGGGGAACGUUUUAACCAACAUCGGCGCGAGCGUCUUAAGGCGCGUUCUAUACACUGGUCCCCAUACGACCGCGUCGGCGUGGUGA